GAAUAGUUUAAGAACUAUUUGCAUAGCAUUUAUUCUAUUUUGAGUAUUAUAGAUAAUCUAGAUAGGUUUUAAAGUAUGCAGGGAGCUAUGUAUGAAUGUAAAUACUACUGCAUUUUAUAUUAGGGUCUUUAACAUAGAUUUUGGAAUCCUUUGGGAUUCUGGAAUACCAUGACUAUUUGUUCUAAAGGUCUUUCAGUCAUGACACUGCUUCAGGCCCUGAAUUGCAGACAUGUGCAGCUGUGCCUGGCAGAGUAGUCCUCUAUGAAGCUUUCAAGGAAACAGAUUCCUCAAAGGUGAGGUUUUGAAGACCAUGCUGGCACAAAAGUCAGCUCACCCUAGUUAACAGACUUGGGUCAAGACAUUUGUGGCCAUUGGGCUCUACCACAGUUAUAUCCGCCUGGGCAUCUUAUGUUUCAGACUCUCUGCCAUUGAGGGGUUUCUCCUUGACUAAACUAUCCACUUUCUCUGUGUGUUAAGAAGCCUGGUGAGGGAACAAGACCAGCAAGUCCCAGCCUGUCUUAUCACAGUGUCAGGGUGCUCCCAUUCUAUGCUGCUGUCCUAAUUUCAUUUUCUAUUGCUAAUAAAACACUGACCAGACCCAACUUGAGGAGUUAAAGGGUUGUUUUCUCUUGCAGCUUACCGUCCUCACUCAAAGGAAGUCAGUUCACAAGACUGGAGGCAGGAACUAAAGCAGACCCAGGGAAGAGUGCUGCUUACUAACGAUUUCCCAUGGCUUGCUCAGACUGCUUAUAAGAACUACCCAGGACCACCUGUCCAGGAGUAGUACCACUCACAGUGGUUUGGGCCCUCCCAUAUCUCAUUAACCAAGAAAAUGCCCCACAGAAAUGCCCACUGAACAAUGGAAUAGAGGCAGUUACUUAGUUGAGAUCCUUUCUUCCCAGGUAUGCCCAGGUUGUCAAGUUGACAAAAACUAGCACAGUUCAUCCUUGUUGAAGUGUAGGCAGUGACCCAGAAGGAUAGCUAAGGCAACCUCUUCCAACCCCCAGAGACAGCAUCAGUUCUCAUGGCCAAGAAGCUGCUGUCGGCAAGGAUUAACUAUUGAAGUGUUUUGACCAGGGUCUGCACUACCCUAGGGAACUUCAAGCCCCCUAUGAUGCUAUUGUCAAGACUGAUAGCCACUUGACUGAACUUCUGGAAAUAGUGUUCACAAAGUUUCCAUAUUAGGAACUUACCAAUCAUCUUGUAAAAACCUACACCAAAGUAUCUGGGCAGAGAAUCCAGGCUCCGGCUGUGGGAACAAUAUAGGGCAUAUGUAUAUUUUGAUUUUUUGAGAUGGUUUCAUUAUGUAACCCCAGCUAGCUCAGAACUUGUUACAUAGACAAGGCUGGACUCAAACUCACAGAGAUCAUCCUGCCUCUGUCUCUUGAGUGCUGGAAUUAAAAGCCUGUGCUACCAUUUGUUUGUUUAGUUGGUUGGUUGGUUUUGUUUGUUUGCUUGAGACAGGGUUUCUCUGUGUUGCCCUGGCUGUCCUGAAACUCACUCUGUAAACCAGGCUGACCUCAAAUGCAGUGAUCCACCUGCCUAUACCUCCCAAGUGCUGAUAUUAAAGGCUUGAUUUUGUUUUUUUUUUUUUAAUUAAAAAAUGUAUUACAUGUAGUGGUGUGCUCCUUUAAUACCAGGGCUCAGGAGGCAGAGGCAGGCAAAGCUCUGUGAGUUCAAGGCCAGCCUAAUCUACAUAGACAAUUCCAGGGCAGCCAGUGCUACAUGGGGAGAUCCUGUCUCAAUGAUAUGAUAAUGACGGCGAGGAUGAUGAUGAUGAGUGACUCGACUGCAUGGAUAUCUGUGCACCAUGUGCAUGCCUGGUUCCCUCAGAGACCAGAAGAGGAGGUCAGAUCCCCUGAAAUGGAAUUAGAGAUGGUUGUGGGCAGCCAUAUGAAUGCUGGGAAUCAAACCCCUGUCCUCUGGGUUUGAAAGAGCAAUAGUCACUGUUCUAAACUGCUGAGUCAUCCCUCUAGACCUGCAACAAAAGCUUUUUAUGCAAAAAAAGUGACCAAACUCUGGACAGACCAGCUUAUAUCGAAUGAAAUCUUUCUAACCUAUGAAUAGGAUUCCAUGUGUAGAGAGUUUUAACUUGAGAGAGAAAAGGGAACUGCAAUGUCUGUACGGCCUAAUCAGCAGGUGACAGCUCUCUGGGGCUCUUUCCUCACCUGUUAAUUGAAGAGUUUACCUAUGUGGUUUGUGAAGUCCUGUCUACUUCUUAACAUUGCAGGAUUCUAAGGAUCUAUUUUAUGCAUGUAUUCACAUUGUCUCUGUGUAGGCAUGGGCACAUAAGUUCAGAUGUCCACAGAGGCAGGAGACAUCAGAUUCCCCUGGAGCUGGAGUUGCAGGCACUUCUGAACCACCCAACAUGGGUGCUUGUAAUCCAACUCAGGUCACCUACAAAAGCAGUGUAUACGCUUAGCUGCUGAGCCAUCUCUUUCUGCACCAAUAUUGUGGAAUUCUAGAUAGUGCAUUUAAGGUAACAGCUCUCCUCUUCCUAAAUGUUCCACCCUUGAAACAUCUAUCUUAAUAUCUUUUCUCUGCCCACAGAUGGCUGUCAGUUCAUUCCUCAAAUUCCUCAAAUCUCCUUUGCCUCUCAAACUCCUUUUGUACCUUCCUGUUGGAUCACAUUUUUCUGUAGACCCCCAAAUUAUAUUUUUAGUCUGCCUACUUCUCUCUGGCUCCUAACUCACGCUAUCUCCUUGGGUAAUACUCUGAAGGCCCUGAGAUCCCCUGUCAUUGGUCCCUCACACAGAAGUACACCCUUCUCCCAAAGCCAAAGGAUCAGGUAUUCAGUGGCUCCGGUGACAAGUGUGAUGUCAAGUUACAGAUACUGUUUCCCGAGAGACCACACUAUAGUGUCAGAGGAGCCCCAGGCUGCCCACAAUGCCCCAUCUUCACCUGGCUAUCCCUUCAAGGUGGGAAUAGUCAGAACUCACCUCUAGGACUGCACCUGGAACUAUGGCUCUGAGCCUCCAGCCCUUACUGCUGCUGCUCUUGUCGAUCCCGCCACAGGAAGUGACUUUGGCCCAUGUUGGGCUUCAGUCUUUGGAUGUUGGUCUCUCCCUUCUGAAGUCAUUCAUCUCCACUCUGGACCACACUCCUCAGCGUUACCUCAGCCAGUCACGGUUCUCUGCAUUCCUGGCCAACAUUUCUUCUUCCUUCGAGUUUGGGAGGAUGGGGGAGGGACCGGUGGGAGAGCCCCCACCUCUCCAGCCCCCUGCACUUCGGCUCCAUGAUUUCCUCGUGACAUUGAGAGGUAGCCCAGACUGGGAGCCAAUGCUAGGGCUUCUGGGAGAUGUGCUGGCACUCCUGGGACAGGAGCAGACUCCCCGGGACUUUUUGGUGCACCAGGCAGGCGUACUGGGUGGACUUGUAGAGGCGUUGUUGGGAGCUUUAGUUCCUGGAGGUCCCCCUGCCCCCACAAGACCCCCAUGUACCCGUGAUGGCCCUUCUGACUGUGUCCUGGCUGCUGAUUGGCUGCCUUCUCUGAUGUUGUUAUUAGAGGGUACACGCUGGCAGGCCCUGGUGCAGUUGCAGCCCAGUGUGGACCCAACCAAUGCUACAGAUCUUGAUGGGAGAGAGCCAGUGCCUCACUUUUUACAGGGUCUGCUGGGUUUGCUUACCCCAGCAGGAGAGUUGGGCUCUGAGGAGGCUCUUUGGGGUGGUCUGCUGCGCACAGUGGGGGCCCCCCUCUAUGCUGCCUUCCAGGAGGGGCUACUUCGAGUCACUCAUUCUCUGCAAGAUGAGGUCUUUUCUAUUAUGGGACAGCCAGAGCCUGAUGCCAGUGGACAAUGCCAGGGAGGCAACCUUCAACAACUGCUCUUAUGGGGCAUGCGGAACAACAUUUCUUGGGAUGCUCGAGCACUGGGUUUUCUAUCUGGAUCACCACCUCCACCCCCUGCUCUCCUGCACUGCCUGAGUAGAGGUGUGCCUCUGCCCAGGGCUUCCCAGGCUGCAGCUCACAUCAGCCCUCGGCAGCGGCGAGCCAUUUCUGUGGAGGCCCUCUGCGAAAACCACUCAGGCCCAGAACCACCUUACAGCAUUUCUAACUUCUCCAUCUACUUGCUUUGCCAGCACAUCAAGCCUGCCACCCCACGGCCCCCUCCUACCACCCCACAGCCCCCUCCAACCACCCCACCACCCCCUCCAACCACCCCACAGCCCCCUCCAACCACCCCACGGCCCCCUCCUACCACCCCACAGCCCCCUCCUACCACCCCACAACCCCCUCCCAGCACUGCUGUCAUCUGCCAGACGGCUGUAUGGUACGCAGUCUCAUGGGCACCAGGUGCCCGAGGUUGGCUCCAAGCCUGCCAUGAUCAAUUCCCUGAUCAAUUUCUGGAUAUGAUCUGCGGCAACCUCUCAUUUUCAGCCCUGUCUGGCCCCAAUCGUCGCUUGGUAAAGCAGCUCUGUGCUGGCCUGCUCCCACCCCCAACUAGCUGCCCACCAGGCCUAGUUCCUGUGCCCCUCACCCCAGAAAUAUUCUGGGGUUGCUUCCUGGAGAAUGAGACACUGUGGGCUGAACGGUUGUGUGUGGAGGAGAGUCUACAGGCUGUGCCCCCACGAAACCAGGCUUGGGUUCAGCAUGUGUGUCGGGGCCCCACCUUGGAUGCCACUGAUUUUCCACCCUGCCAUGUUGGACCCUGUGGGGAACGCUGCCCAGAUGGGGGCAGCUUCCUGCUCAUGGUCUGUGCCAAUGACACUCUGUAUGAGGCCUUGGUUCCCUUCUGGGCUUGGCUAGCAGGCCAAUGCAGAAUUAGUCGUGGAGGAAAUGAUACUUGUUUUCUAGAAGGCAUGCUGGGCCCCUUGUUGCCCUCUCUGCCACCUCUGGGACCAUCCCCACUCUGCCUGGCUCCUGGUCCUUUUCUGCUUGGCAUGUUAUCCCAGUUGCCACGCUGUCAGUCCUCCGUGCCAGCCCUUGCCCACUCCACACGCCUGCAUUACCUGCUACGCCUACUGACUUUCCUUUUGGGUCCAGGGGCUGGGGGUGCUGAGACUCAGCGGAUGUUAGGUCGAGCUCUGCUGCUCUCUAGCCUCCCAGACAACUGUUCAUUCUGGGAUGCCUUCCGCCCAGAGGGCCGGAGAAGUGUACUGAGGACAGUAGGGGAGUACCUGCAGCGAGAAGAGCCAACCCCAUCAGGCUUAGAGUCCACCGACAGCCUCGGCUCUGGUCUGAGCAAGAUGGAGCUUCUAUCCUGCUUCAGUCCUGUGCUGUGGGACCUACUCCAGAGAGAGAAGAGCGUUUGGGCCCUGAGGAUCCUGGUGAAGGCCUACCUGCACAUGCCCCCAGACGCUCUUCAGCAGCUGGUGCUUACAGCAGAGACGGCGGCUGCACAGGGCUUCCUGACGCUCAUGCAUCGUUCCUGGGCUAAGCUGAGGGUUCAACCAUCCGAGGAGCAGGCCAUGGGCCGCCUGACAGCCUUGCUGCUCCAGCGGCACCCACACCUCACCUCCCAGCUCUUCAUCGACAUGUCACCGCUCAUCCCCUUCCUGGCUGUCCCUGACCUCAUGCGCUUCCCACCGUCCCUUUUGGCCAAUGACAGUGUCCUGGCUGCCAUCCGGGAUCACAGCUCAGGAAUGAAGCCUGAACAGAAGGAGGCCCUGGCAAAGCGACUGCUGGCCCCUGAGCUGUUUGGAGAAGUGCCUGAUUGGCCCCAGGAGCUGCUGUGGGCGGCCCUGCCUCUGCUUCCCUAUCUCCCCCUGGAGAGCUUUCUCCAGCUCAGCCCUCACCAGAUCCAGGCCCUGGAGGAUAUCUGGCCAGUAGCAGGUCUUGGGCCGGGACACGCCCGGCACGUGCUUCGUAGCCUAGUGAACCAGAGCAUAGAGGAUGGUGAGGAGCAGGUGCGCAGGCUUGGGUCCCUCGCGUGCUUCCUGAGUCCUGAGGAGCUACAGAGUCUGGUGCCCUUGAGUGAUCCGAUGGGGCCUGUAGAACAGGGCCUGCUGGAAUGUGCGGCCAAUGGGACCCUCAGCCCAGAAGGACGGGUAGCAUAUGAACUUCUGGGGGUGUUGCGUUCAUCUGGAGGAACUGUCUUAAGCCCCCGAGAGCUGCGGGUCUGGGCACCUCUCUUUCCCCAGCUGGGCCUCCGCUUCCUGCAGGAGCUUUCAGAGCCCCAGCUUAGAGCCAUGCUUCCUGCCCUACAGGGAGCCAGUGUCACACCUGCCCAGGCUGUUCUGUUGUUUGGAAGGCUCCUUCCUAGGCAUGAUCUGUCCCUGGAGGAACUCUGCUCCCUGCACCCUCUCCUGCCAGGUCUCAGUCCCCAGACACUCCAGGCCAUCCCUAAGCGAGUUCUGGUUGGUGCUUGUUCCUGCCUGGGCCCUGAACUGUCAAGGCUUUCAGCUUGCCAGAUCGCAGCUCUGCUUCAGACCUUUCGGGUAAAAGAUGGUGUUAAAAAUAUGGGUGCAGCAGGGGCCGGCACAACUGUGUGCAUUCCUGGUCAGCCCACCCCCACCACUUGGCCAGACUGCCUGCUUCCCCUGCUCCCGUUAAAGCUGCUACAACUGGACACUGCAGCUCUUCUGGCAAACCGAAGACUCUAUCGGCAACUGCCUUGGUCUGAGCAGCAGGCACAGUUUCUCUGGAAGAAGAUGCAAGUGCCCACCAACCUGACCCUGAGGAGUCUGCAGGCUCUGGGCAACCUGGCAGGAGGCAUGUCCUGUGAGUUUCUGCAGCAGAUCAGCUCAAUGGUAGACUUCCUUGAUGUGGUACACAUGCUCUACCAACUGCCCAUUGGUGUUCGAGAGAGCCUGCGGGCCUGUAUCUGGGCAGAGCUACAGCGGAGGAUGGCAAUGCCAGAGCCAGAGCUGACCACCCUGGGGCCGGAACUGAGUGAGCUUGACACUAAGCUACUCCUGGACUUGCCGAUCCAGUUGAUGGACAGAUUGUCCAAUGAUUCCGUUAUGUUGGUGGUGGAGUUGGUCCAAGGCGCUCCAGAGCAGCUGCUGGCACUGACCCCACUCCACCAGGCAGCCUUGGCAGAACGAGCACUUAAAGCCCUGGCUCCAAAGGAGACCCCAAUCUCCCAGGAAGUGCUGGAGACACUGGGCCCCUUGGUUGGAUUCCUGGGAAUAGACAGCACACGACGGAUCCCUUUACCCAUUCUACUGUCUCAUCUCAGUCAGCUGCAGGGCUUCUGCCUAGGAGAGACAUUUGCCACAGAGCUGGGAUGGCUGCUGUUGCAGGAGCCUGUUCUUGGAAAACCAGAAUUGUGGAGCCGAGAUGAAAUAGAGCAAGCUGGACGCCUAGUAUUCACUCUGUCUGCUGAGGCCAUUUCCUUGAUCCCCAGGGAAGCUUUGGGUCCAGAGACCCUGGAGCGACUUCUGGGAAAGCAGCAGAGCUGGGAGCAGAGCAGAGUGGGACAUCUGUGUGGGAAGUCACAGCUUGCCCACAAGAAAACCGCUCUGGUAGCUGGGAUCGUUCAUCCGGCUGUUGAGGGUCUCCAAGACCCUGUACCAAAUUGUGCGGACAUACGGGGAACCUUCCCAGCAGCCUGGUCUGCGACACAGAUCGCAGAGAUGGAACUCUCAGACUUUGAAGACUGCCUGUCAUUAUUUGCUGGAGAUCCAGGACUUGGUCCUGAGGAACUACAGGCAGCCAUGGGCAAGGCCAAGCAGUUGUGGGGUCCCCCUCGAGGAUUCCGUCCUGAGCAGAUCUUGCAGCUGGGCCGUCUCCUGAUAGGUCUAGGAGAACGGGAACUGCAGGAGCUUACCCUGGUGGACUGGGGUGUGCUGAGCAGCCUGGGGCAAAUAGAUGGCUGGAGUUCUGUCCAGCUCCGAGCUGUGGUCUCCAGUUUCCUAAGGCAGAGUGGUCGGCAUGUGAGCCAUCUAGACUUCAUCUAUCUGACAGCACUGGGCUACACACUCUGUGGAUUGCGGCCAGAGGAGUUACAGCAUAUCAGCAGUUGGGAGUUUAGCCAAGCAGCCCUCUUCCUGGGUAGCUUGCAUCUCCCAUGCUCUGAGGCACAGCUGGAAGCUCUGGCCUAUCUCCUUGUGUUGCCUGGUGGCUUUGGCCCAGUCAGUAACUGGGGGCCUGAGAUCUUCACUGAAAUUGGCACGAUAGCAGCUGGCAUCCCAGACCUGGCUCUUUCAGCACUACUGCGGGGACAGAUCCAAGGCCUGACUCCUCUUGCCAUUUCUGUCAUUCCUGCCCCCAAGUUUGCAGUGGUCUUCAACCCCAUCCAGUUAUCCAGUCUCACCAGGGGUCAGGCUGCAGCUGUUACUCCUGAGCAAAUGGCCUACCUGAGUCCUGAGCAGCGACGAGCAGUUGCAUGGGCCCAGCAUGAAGGGAAGGAGAUCCCAGAACAGCGGGGUCGAAGCUCAGCCUGGGGUCUCUGUGACUGGUUCCAUGCUUCCUGGGCUCUGACACUAACCAUCAGCUUUUUUGGCCACCUAUUAUAAUCCCGUUUCUUCAGUUGAGGGAGGAAACUUACAUCAUACUGAACACAUUGUAAAGGGAAGUGCAUUCUAAUUUUUCUCAGUAAGCGGAUAAGGAUUAUGGGUAAAUUUCCAAUGCAUUCCGCCCACCUGAGAAUCAUGCUCCUGGCAUAUACUUCUCCUGCCAUCAUGAAUAACCCCACUGUUUCUUUUUCAUUUCCUACUUCCUCCUCACCACACCAAUAGAAAUAACACAGACAGCUGCAACAGAACGUGGAGUCUUUACUAGGACAGGGAUUGAGAGGCAGGUCCUUGGCAAGUAGAAUGGGCCACUGUUAAAUAUGCAGAAGUCCUGGGGAAUCUUGAUUCAUCUGCUGGGAACGGGGAGUUAAUGUUUGCCGUGGACAAGAGGUGGAGGGAUUCGAAUAUCCUGUCCUUUCUCCAGACGCCGUUCACAGUCAAUCAAAUAGUUCACCCCAUCGAUGACCAGCUGCACCAGCUCCACCUGAAGAACACUGAUCCUUGACCUCCGCCUCCCACAAUUUACCUGAGCUUCUUUUUCUUUCUGUCUUUUUUUUCUUUUUUCAGUUUUUGAGACAGGAUCUCACUAUGUAGCCCUGGCUGGCCUGGGACUCACAGAGAUCUGUCUUGCCUCUGCUGGUAUGAAAACCACACACCACCUUGCCUGACCUGAGUUUCUUCAGCACUGAUCUUCCACCUCUGAAAACUCGUUUUCUCUCCCCUCCCCAACUCAACCAGGACAUUGCUUCCGAUUCUAUUACAUUCCUGAGGCUCGCUCACUGUCUUAUCUCAACCUCUUAACCUAAUUCAUAAGACCUCACCUCUGACUUGCCAAGUCGAUCCAGAUUAGAGAUGUCAAAGACACUGCCUGUGGCAGCCGUGUCCACUCCUCCAGUCCCACGCUUUUGCAGCCUUAGGUUCUCCAGGAUCUUUGGGAAGCGGCUAUCCUAGAUGCAGGAUAAAGGUCAGGGGAAGGUCAACAGAGGCAGAGGCUGUUCUCACCUUGUCCUUGGCCCGCAGCGAGUCAUAAUCCCAUGUGACUGUCUCCUUUCAGAGUGCCUCCUCCAUCCCCAUCUAAACCCCCCUUCUCACUCACACCCCCCCAACCCCACAUAUCCUUUACUUUGCUUAGCAGUGGCAGUUUGACGUGUACUCCUGCCCGAAGUCCAGUGCCCAGGUUAGAUGGACAGGUCAAGAUGUAUCCUAAACGCUCAUUCCACAUGAACUCCCAGCCUCGUUCCUGGAUCAGCUUCUCCACCUGUGUCAACAGAGGUUCGGAUGUGAAAAAUCAGGACUGGAUGCGUCCCCCUUAGUUAGCCCCACAGACACUCUAGAACUAUGUCUACAAUGAGAAACAACAGAGGAUCAAUGAAUGACAUGCUCUUUGUUGUUACAAUUUACUGUCAUCGUUUGUGAAAGGACACUUUGAUGUUGCAUUGUAUGUACACUGAUAAGACUUGUGGACAGACAGACGGUUUGUGGAAGGAGCUUGAGAUAGUGAUACAUUAAGGGUGACCUGGGAAAUGAAUAGAAGUCGGAAACAGGACAGAGGUUUCCCAUGCAUCCAUUGUGUCUUUGACAGAGAGCAAAGGGUCCCUUUGGACAGAUAGAGGUGAUAAGGCAGGAGGGCCUACUCUUAGCUGUAAAAGGAAUGUGUAGUAGAGCAGAGAGACAUGAGAAGGUACAGCCAGAUUCCCAGGUAUGUGUGAGAAGACGGGGACUUCAACAGGUGUUCCUGCUUUCCUGACCACCAUAAUGACUAUUAGGGAUGCAAGAGAUAGGGCAAUAGACACAAAGACCACUACCUCACGAUGAUGCUCCCUGAACUCAGAAGGAAUCACAAGCAUGGGGAUUCUUACGUGCUGAAGCGAACACUUAUUAUAGAACAAUUCCUUUGCCUGCAUUAUUUCAUUUAAUCCUCAACUUUAUAGACAAAUAAACCGAGCCACAUAAUUAAAGGGUGUUUCUCUAUGCACUCAUAGAACAUUCUCCAUCCCUUGCCAAAAAUAAUAUAAGCUUCCCAGCUAGAAUCUAAAAGGGAAGCACUCUUUCUUUACAAGUCCAAAAAUAAAGCUGGAGAUACAAGAAUAUACAUUAAGGAUUGGGCCUUUGGCAGUUUCUAACACAGAAUAAAUAUAGAAACUCUGCCCAUAUGAAAUGCAGAGUCACCUCUCACCCAGAACCAUGCAUUCUUUUUUUUUUUUUUUUUUGGAGCUGGGGACCGAACCCAGGGCCUUGUGCUUGCUAGGCAAGCGCUCUACUGCUGAGCUAAAUCCCCAACCCCAAGAACCAUGCAUUCUUAAGACAGUUCAGCCCCCAGUCUUCCCUAGUCUCUUGAGCACUUUCUGCUUAAAGCCUGGACACAAUGCUAGAUAGAGUCGGAGUCAAGGCUCACCUUGGCUCAGACUGGGUGAUGUAUCCUGAACAUACCAGUCUCUCACGCCUUACAUCAGUCCAGGCUCAAAUGUUCUCCUUAACAGCACAUCCCACCUCACACCACCCACCCCAGCACUGGCUGGCCAUGUCAUUGGUUCCUUCUUUGCAUUGCUUGGCAAAGAUUAUGCUUUCUUUCCUACCUUCGGUUACUGAUACUCUUUCCACUUUUAGAGUUAACUACAUGCCCUGGUUUUCCAAGGAUGGCCCUGGUUUGUAACUAUUAUCCUAGCAUGAUAGCGACCCUUCCUGCUAUCAGAAAUUCCCUGGGUUGACUGACAAAUGAUAUAGCCAAUUUACCUACGCUGCUCUAUGGUUUUUCUCAUUUCCUCCCAUUCAGCUCCCCAGUAUACCCUUCUCUAACCUCUUUGAGGCCCCGGCAGAAUCUUUCAAACACUCUCUUCAUGUUGCCGCCUUUCUCCAUAGAGAUGACCCGUGUGUGGUCCUCCUCAUUCACCCAGAUCAAGAAACUCUUCUCAUUGUUGUGCCUGAGGGCAGGAGGUGUAGUGAUCAAGAGGCGAGACAAGAACUGGUAUAGAUGAGGGGGAAAAAAAGUCGCACAUAAAAGGGAAUCAAAAAACCAGGUGGAUCGGCCUCGUACCAGAUUCCUCGGGCAUCUGGCCAGUCUCGAGCCAUGCCUGCUGCUGUCAGCAAUGGGGACACAGGUUUAUCAAACAGGAAAUGGUCGUCAAUAAGCUGCUGCUGCUCAGCCUCUGUCAUCUCACUGAGCCUGUAGUACCGUCCAGCCAGGUCGCCCUUCAGGCCACUCAGCGCGUCCACCACAACACGCUCCACCUCUCGUCGCUCUGCCCGAGUGCAGGCUGGAGGGAGACUGAGUCCCCUGAUACUUCGGCCAGUUCUGACUCUUGAGGACAAUACGUACCUCUCAUCAAAGUAGCCAGAACGGAUCUGAGGAAUAAGAGAAAUGAAUACAAAUCACAGAAACACAAUAGGCGGGAGCUCUGGGGGAGUGUGAAGCAGGCCCUAGGAGAAAGGGCACAUUGGACAGGCAUGCUAACUGAAGACAUUCUGGUCAUUUCUCCAAACUUCUCACUUUGAAUACAGCUUUUUUAUUUUUAUUUUUAUUUUAUUUUUUUGUGGAGGAGGGAGUGUCUCUCCUGAGCCUUCUGAGAGCUGAGAUUACAGGUGUGAGCCACCACACCCAGCCAGGACAUAGUCACUUCUUAAAAAUUCUUUCACCGUUUUGUACUUUGAUCGUAUUCUCCUCAACCCCAAUAUCCUGUAUCUUAUCCAUUAUGCCUUCCUAUCUGCUAUUCUUCAAGAUAUGCAAUUCUUUCCCUUAUCGAUAUCUGAAAGCUCAGCAGUCUAGCCAUGAGUCAGGAAACCAGGUGUAAUGAUUGGAGAUGGGGAAGGUUGUGCACAGGGCUGAACAUAUAGGACGUGUCACAUUUGGCUCACUUUGCUGGCAUCAAGGUCAGUGGUGUGCUUCAUUGUUCUAGGGUCAUAUCCAUUAUGC
This is a messenger RNA of Rattus norvegicus (Norway rat), 12304 nucleotides long. RefSeq names its product stereocilin (gene Strc). NCBI's taxonomy places the organism in Eukaryota, Metazoa, Chordata, Mammalia, Rodentia, Muridae. The record is from RefSeq and is a predicted model, not a curated record. Gene Ontology annotation, cellular component: stereocilium tip; kinocilium.